CUCUUCCUCCUUCUUCUUCCUUAUUCAACUCACAACCACGUCAACCAUGGCAGACCCACCUAAGGAGAACCGCCGUGAUGAUGAGGAGGACGCCGGAGCUGCUUUCGUCCUCGAGUCCAAAGGUCAAUGGUGGCACGCCGGUUUUCACUUAACGACGGCGAUCGUUGGGCCAACCAUAUUGUCGCUGCCGUACGUGUUCAGAGGAUUGGGUUGGGGGCUUGGGUUCUUUUGCCUUACGGUGAUGGGUGUCGUCACCUUCUACUCUUAUUACCUUAUGUCCAAAGUUCUUGAUCAUUGCGAGAAAUCCGGUCGCCGCCACAUCCGUUUCCGGGAACUUGCCGCCGACGUCUUAGGGUCAGGAUGGAUGUUCUAUUUUGUAAUAUUUAUCCAAACUGCAAUCAACACCGGAGUUGGCGUAGGGGCUAUCUUACUUGCGGCCGAUUGCCUUGAGAUCAUGUACUCCAAUAUCUCACCUCAUGGUUCCCUGAAAUUGUACGAGUUCAUAGCAAUGGUGACAGUGGUAAUGAUAGGUUUAUCUCAGCUUCCCACUUUCCAUUCCCUGCGAUACAUCAACUUGUGCUCGCUGCUUCUCAGCCUGGGCUACACUAUCCUGGUGGUUGGUGCAUGUAUUCAUGCAGGAACAUCAAAAAAUGCCCCUCCAAGGGACUAUUCCUUAGAAACUAAGAAGUCAACAAGGGCAUUCAGUGCCUUCACUUCCAUCUCCAUACUUGCAUCAAUAUUUGGAAAUGGCAUAUUACCUGAGAUACAAGCAACACUAGCACCACCUGCCACUGGGAAGAUGGCAAAAGGCCUUGCUAUGUGUUAUGUUGUUAUAUUUGUGACUUUCUACUCAACAGCAGUUUCUGGAUAUUGGGUAUUUGGAAACAAGUCCAACUCAAAUAUUUUAAAGAGUCUGCUACCAGAUGAUGGACCUUCUUUGGCUCCAACUUGGGUCCUUGGACUUGCCAUCAUCUUUGUUCUUCUUCAGCUCUUAGCAAUUGGCCAGGUUUAUUCUCAAGUUGCUUAUGAGAUAAUGGAGAAGAAAUCAGCUGAUGUUAAGCAGGGGAUGUUUUCAAAAAGAAAUCUAGUUCCUCGCCUAAUUCUUCGAACAAUUUACAUGAUAUUGUGUGGGGUUUUGGCAGCCAUGCUGCCAUUUUUUGGAGACAUUAAUGGUGUGGUUGGUGCUAUUGGCUUCAUCCCUCUGGAUUUCGUUCUGCCCAUGCUUCUAUACAAUAUGACAUACAAGCCUCCAAAAUCAUCCUUUACUUAUUUGAUCAACAUCUCAAUUAUGGUGGUCUUCACGGGUGCAGGAAUUAUGGGUGCAUUCUCUUCCGUAAGGAAAUUGGUUCUUGAUGCCAACCAAUUUAAGCUAUUUAGCAGUAAUGUUGUGGAUUAAGCCAAUGCCUGCAUGAAUCAUGAUUGCAAGCAUGUAAAGUAUAUGGGGAUAUGGAAUAGCACACCACAUAAACGUUAUUUCAAUUUUGUAAAACGGGAGACAGCAGAAAGAUAAAAGCACCG
Molecule: messenger RNA, 1518 nt
Organism: Gastrolobium bilobum
Lineage: Eukaryota; Viridiplantae; Streptophyta; Magnoliopsida; Fabales; Fabaceae
Product: probable GABA transporter 2
Exons: 7
Coding region: 47-1396 (449 amino acids)
Cellular component (GO): plasma membrane
Source: RefSeq, a predicted model, not a curated record